UUGCUGGUCCUGGUGCUGGUGCAAUCCCUGCCUCGUCUUUGCUGAAGCAGUGACUGCCGAACUGAACAAAUGAACCUCGUAGUCGGGUCCCUCUGCCCGUUACACGAAGGAAACGACCGUUGUCCGUGCAGGACGUUGACCACCAAUGCUAGCAUCUGGACAGCGGCAGAGCUGGGAGAUGUGGCGCGUGUGAGGGUGUCAGUGGCGGUGAAGGGACGACGGCCUGACUCCCUCGACCCGCACGGCUACUCUCCUCUUCACCUCGCCGCCCAGAACGGAAGGUUAUCGGUGGUGCUGUACCUCCUCGAGACCGGCGCUAGCCCCGACGGCGUCCCUGCCGAGGCCGGUGGUUGCGGAGCCACGCCACUUCACAGGGCCGCUUUUGCCGGGCAGCUGCCUUGCGUCCGGGCCCUCCUCUCCGCCGGCGCCAGCACAAACGCCGCCGACACCUCCUUCGGCGACAUGAGAACGCCUCUCCACAAGGCCGCGAGCCAGGGCCACAACGAGGUGUGCGUCGCGCUCAUGGAAGCCGGAGCAGAUCCGAACGCCUGCGACGCCGCCGGAAACUCCGCGCUAGAUGUGCUCUGCCUGUCGGCUCCGAUUCUCCCGGACGCCGUGCCUGCGCCAAGUCCAUAUAGCGAGGGCAGCAGCGGCGCUGCAGGUGGCGGCGGCAGCGAAGCAUGCAGCAUCGUGGUGCUAUCGAGCGGGGCAGGGAAGGACUGGGGCGGGGUGAGGGAGGCGCUGGAGCGACACGGGGGUCGUCGUCGCAUGCACGCCAGGGUCGAGGGGUUAGGGAACGUUGGCAGCGGUUGCGGUGGUGAUCACCAAGGCGAAGCCGGCAGUGGGUGCAUAGAUCCCGGCGCUAGGAGUGGUAGGCGUGAGAAAGAGAGCGCUUCUGUUCUUUCGGCUGAGCCCGUCGUCCAGACGGCGGGAGGCGAGUUGGGUGUGCGGGAGCCCGAGGGAACGGCGCUGCCAGGACUAGAGAGAAGUUGCACGAAAAAACGAAGCGGUGUCGACGCCGCCGCUGAACUCGCCUCGACGCCACCGCAAGGACAGCUUGGGGUAGUUUCUGUGGCCGGAAUCGAAGGCGUUGUUCUAGAGAGAGCUGUCGAAAAGACUCCCCGGUCUAGCGGCGGCGGCGGCGGCGGCGGCGUUCCCUGCGGCGAGUGCCUCCUUCCCAAGGUGGUGAUGAUUCGCACGACUUGUUGUGGGGGCUUGAUUUGCAAACCUUGCGCAAGGGAUAUCUGCGCUCGUCGGCAAAGUUGCAGACGGUGUCGCUACCGUGGGGACUGAUAUACUUUUGUAUUGUUGCAAUUUUAAUUGAUUUUGACGUGUUUCUGCGGGCGAGGUGGUCCAGUAUAUAUUUUUAUUAUGAUUGGGUCCGUGUUAAGUAUUCGGGUGUUUGAGCCUCGUGUUUGGCAGUUCGAGGGUGGAUUUUAUCGUCAGCGACUUGUUUUCAAACGUCGUCGGCACGACAUGUACGCCUUCAGUUAAGCAAGCGUCGUAUGGCAAGUUUUGAGUUCGCCGUGUUCGACAUGAGGCUAUUAGUGAGCCCGGAUCAAACAGAUGAAUGGGUGAUAGAAGUGAGAUGAGCUUUUGCAUCCAGUCCGCUAUGUAGAAGGCAACAAUCAGACACUGACUGAUGACACAAAACGUUGCUUGAU
Ectocarpus sp. CCAP 1310/34 is the source of this 1664-nucleotide messenger RNA. Lineage: Eukaryota; Phaeophyceae; Ectocarpales; Ectocarpaceae. The record is from the annotation of a GenBank genome assembly.